CUACGCAAGACACUGGUCAUCUCGCUGCUACAGUCAGUGCCCAAAGUAAUUAAGCUGUUCAACGAGGUCAUUCUGAACAAGGGCGAGGCGGACUGCGCGACUAACUCGCUGGGCUACUUCGAGAGUCUGGGUUUUGUGUGUCCGCCCGCCCGAGACAUUGCCGACAGUUUGCAAGAC
Phytophthora sojae is the source of this 177-nucleotide messenger RNA. RefSeq lists its product as hypothetical. NCBI's taxonomy places the organism in Eukaryota, Oomycota, Peronosporomycetes, Peronosporales, Peronosporaceae. The transcript has a single exon. The record is from RefSeq and is a predicted model, not a curated record. The annotation marks the transcript as partial.